Messenger RNA from Zophobas morio, 449 nucleotides. RefSeq lists its product as uncharacterized. The coding region runs from base 50 to 355 and encodes 101 amino acids. Lineage: Eukaryota; Metazoa; Arthropoda; Insecta; Coleoptera; Tenebrionidae. The record is from RefSeq and is a predicted model, not a curated record. The transcript has 2 exons.
GAAGUACGCUAGGGACUUGGAGAGUCUUCAAAGUAUUUUUCAGGGGGUCAUGAAGCGCUUGAAUAAGGCUUAUGUUAGGAACAGCAGAACGUACAAUUUACGGAAGCGCGAUGUUGAAUUCUUUGUCGGUGAUCGAGUGUGGAAACGGAAUAAAGUACUGUCCAACGCAUCCAAAGCGUUCGCCCAGAAACUAGCACCGCGUUAUGUUCCGUGUACGGUACGGAGAAAGUUGUCUAAGCUUGCUUAUGAGCUGGUGGAUGAAUCCAACGCAAAUAUAGGUGUUUGGCACAUAAAGGACUUGAAGCCCUUUAUUUCGGCCGAAGAUUCCGAUGUCGAGUCCCAAGGAGGGGGGUAGUGUAACAUGAAAAUGUUACCACGAUUUAAAUAGCGCGCGCAUUUAGAGAGUAGGGGGGUAGGAGCUGGAAGGUUCGAGAAGAGCGUGGCUUGGG